Molecule: messenger RNA, 486 nt
Organism: Trichomonas vaginalis G3
Lineage: Eukaryota; Parabasalia; Trichomonadida; Trichomonadidae
Product: proteasome regulatory particle assembly
Exons: 1
Coding region: 1-486 (161 amino acids)
Molecular function (GO): protein binding
Source: RefSeq, a predicted model, not a curated record
AUGCAGUGGAUAAUAAAAGCAAAAAUACAUGCUAAAGUUAACGAUUGUAAAACAGCUCUUCAUUCUGCAACAGAUGAGUAUGGAGACUACUCUGAGCCUGUAAGGUUUCUGAUUUCAAGAGGAGCUGAUACUAAUGCAAAGGAUAAUGAAUAUAAAACGCCACUUCACAAUGCUUUUAUUCAUCGAUGCAAAAAUAUAACUGAAUUACUUCUCUCAAACGAUGCAAGAGAUAAAUAUGGUAGAACAGCUCUUCAUUGGGCAGCAAAAUCAAGUAAUAUAGAAAUUGUAAAAUUACUUAUAUCACAUGUUGCUAAAAUAAAUGCUGUAGAUAACAAAUAUAAAACUCCACUACAGUGUGUAAAAAAUCAAAAAUUCCGGCAAGCAAUGGAACUUCUUAUUUCUCUGGGAGUGGAAAUUAAACAAGUAAAUAAAAGACAAAAAGAUUAUAUUUGGAUGAGCAUUUUGAUUUGCAAGGUCCAAAUUUAA